AUGCCCGUUAACCUUCAACCUUCUACUGGUACUACCGGUAAUCUCAAGAAAGAGAGAUCAAGAGAAGGCUCAAGAAGGAUGCCGACCAAUUCGCGACCUCCACUAUCGCAUCGAAUACGGGCGUCAUUUGAAGGAAAGAAAUCUCAAGAUUCUACCAGUACUAAGCACGCGAGCUUUUCUGGAGGCAGUCCAACAGAUCCGGAAGUCCUCCGACAGGCAAUUGAUCAAGCUAUCUCUGGAGAUGCCUUCCAGGCUGGACUUGCUUCCCACAUAGCUAAACUGCUCAAGCCUGACAUUAAAACGGCUCUCGAUACGAUUGAACCGAUAGUCAACGCGGUUUUACAACAUGAGAUAUUGUUGAAGAAGACCAAUGCUGGCAUGGACCAUGUCUUAUUGAGCUUGGAGUCAAUGACAGAUCAAGAAGAAGCGGUAGAUUCACCCAAAGCAAGGUUUAGUACUCAUGGCGCUCUGACUUCGCAUCCUAUAUCUGAUGAUCCAAGAUCAGGAGAGUUACCACUGCCCAUGUCACAUACUUCGACUCCUGGUACUAAUACACCACGUUCCUUUUCCAAUCAAAAAACAAGGCCUCUCCCCAGUGGAAGUGUUACACAUACAGCUGGAAAGCUAUCUGAAAUAUCGGAUACCUUAGACUCCAAUAACAAUAAACUAGGGAAAUUAGUGGAUGGAAUUACAAAAAUAAAUAAUUUGUUGAUAUCAGGCGAACGCUUGGAUAGUUUGAAAGAAAGCUUGAAGAAGAAUGACACCAAAACUUCGGUGAUGCAAACGCAAUUGGAUCAAUUGCAGGAAAAUGUCAGGGUGAUCAUUACACGAAUUGGUACGGAUCUGGGAACUAAUGUAAAAGCUAUUAACGACCAAUUGGCUGGAGGAACGCCAGGCUUGAGACAGCGGCCGUGGUUUCUCAUGAUACUGGAGGUGAUACUGAGAUUCUUCAAGCCAUAUCUGCUAAACUGGAGGUCUUGAACGGAAACUUGGAUUCAGGCACCUCGUCAAAUAAUGUCAAUUUGGGAUUAUUGAAAGAACAAAUUACGGCUCUGCAGUCAACACUAAAUCCACAGAAGGAGAUAUUAUUGGAGAUCAAGGAAGCUAAUAACAAUGCCAUGAUUUUGGCAGGGAUACAGAAGUCGAAUGAAUCGCAUGAGGCGCAUACCGCGAUUCUAGGAGAGCUUAAGGAGAGGAAUGUUCAGGCUAUGGAUGUGCCAAAUCAACCAGCUCUCACAUCAGCAGACGCGGAAACAAUCCAAACAAUCUUGACAGAAGUGCAGAAAUCCAAUGAGGCUCACGAGAAGCAUACCGCUGCGCUAGAGAGGAUUAACAACUCCGAAAUAAAUACAGCCAUAUUGGCAGAAGUUCAAAAGUCAAACGACUCACAUCUAGCUCAUGCAUCUGCGUUGGGAACCCUCACGUCUCUGUCUACUAAACCAUCAGAACCAACCGCCUCCAUCGAUCUCGAAGGUCUAGAAAGCAAGAUAGAUAGUCUAAUCGAGACAAGCACAUCAGUCUUAACAGAAGUCCAAAAAUCAAACGAGUCACAUGUUUUCCACGCAGCUGCACUAGAAAACAUAAAAGCCCUACAAGCCCCGCCUCUUAUACCUGCGGGUGAAAAUGUUAUCGAAAUUGUGGAAGAGAACAUGGGAUGUAUCAUUGAAAAGUUGAACAACCAUGCUGCAGUUCUGGAUGAAAUUAAGGCUAAGACGAAGGAUGCUGCUGCGUCGACAACAGUUGCCGUUGAAGCUUUCGAUAGUCAAUUUGGUUCGAUUAGUGGUUUGUUGGAAGCACAAAAGGCCCUUCUAGAGGAGAUUAAAUCGAAGGAUAUCCUAAGUGCCGAUUUCAGCCCAAUUAUCUCGAUUCUGGAAGCUCAUGCUGUGACUUUGGAUCAGAUUAAGUCAAAGAAGGCAGGAGAUAGUACUGAUUUUUGUCCAAUUACUUCUAUAUUGGAAGCUCAUACUGCAACUUUGGAGGAGAUCAGGGCUAAGGAAGCACAUAUCGUUGAUUUGAGUCCAAUCACUUCUACUUUGGAAUCUCAUAGUGCGGUUUUGCAUGAGAUCAAAUUGAAGGACAUUCAAUCUAUCAAUGCCCCAGCGACAAUUGAUAUGGAAGCGUUAAAGACACACUUUAAUUCGGUCACCGGUAUACUGGCAGCGCAUACUACAGCAUUAGAUGACAUCAAGUCCAAAGAUGGUUCAUCUGAAUCUGCUUUGCUUGCAGAUAUUAACAUUAAGGCUCUCGAUAAACACUUUGGUUCUAUUUCUAGCAUGCUAGAAGCACAUACUGCAGCCUUGAACGAAAUCAAAUCAAAGGCUAUUAGACUAGAGGAGCCUAAUACUGCAGCAUUUGAUGGCCAUUUCAACUCCCUGAUAAGUAAGCUAGAGUCACAUACCGUUGCAUUGGACGAGCUCAAAUCGAGAAGUAAUGAUGCAUCCCCGCCGUUAAUGCCCAGAGAAGAUAGCUCAAAAUUUGAAUUCUUCGAACCACAUAUUACGGCUAUCAAGAGUGCUCUGAAUGCUCACAGGAUCGUACUUGAUGAUAUCAAGUCUGAGACCCUUGCCAAAAAUGGUAUGGAUGCGAUGGUGGUGGAUAACAUACUAGAGCCACAUAUCAUGGUUAUCAAGAGCACAUUAAGUGCACAUACAGCCAUUUUGGAGGAGCUCAAAUCCAAUGCUUCUACUUCGGAAAUUGGCAACAGUUCUUUACCAAACAUAUUGAAAUCGCUCACCAGUCACAGGAACUUACUUCAAGAAAUCAAGAACGCAGACGUCAGCGAUGAAAUUUUGACGGCAUUACAUGAAUUGCAAGAAAGUAACUCUACAGCUUUUGAAACUCUUAAAGAGUCGGACGUUAGUGAUGAGAUACUUACCGCAUUGCAUACAUGUAACGACUCUCAAGAAAAGUUGGAUCGAUCAUUAUUGGAACUUCAAACAGUGAUGAAUAAUGCUGCUUCAUCAGAGGAAAAUGGAAAGAAAACGAUCGAAGAGACUGAGAUUCAAGCUCCAAUUGCUGCCGUGGAUUUGAGCGGAUUGGAAACCCAAAUUAAUACGGUUAUCACGACACUUGAGGGCCAGAAUGUGGUUUUGAGGGAGAUUAUGGAUAUUACGAAUUCUGGUAUGGAGGCACAUAGCUCGCAUACUGCGACUUUGGAUGGACUUAGAAACGCAGCUAAUGAUUCCAACGAUUUUCACAUGGCCAAUGCGGCAGUUCUUGGAGAAAUCAAGGGUUUGGCCGGUAUGUCCAACGAAUCUCAUGGCUCCCACUCUGCUACCCUUGGAGUGAUAAGAGAUGCAACAGCUGCUUUGAGUGGCGCACAUUCCGCGCAAAUUACCACUUUAGGUGAACUCCAGGAAGCAAUACACGCAUCUAAUAAAUCCCAGAAGACGCACAGUAACACCCUAGGAGAAAUAAAAGAUGCAGCUGCUAGCUUGAAUGAAGCACAUCUUACCCAUACAACUACCCUUGCUGAGCUAAAAGAAGCAAUAAUUGCCUCGAAUGCAUCUCACACUUCUCACACUGCGGUUUUAGCAGAUCUCAAAUCACAACUGUCUCUGGAUACUGCCGCUGAGCCAAUACCAGCACCAAUCCUCGAUACUAGCGGAUUAGAUGCACAGCUUACGAAUAUUAUCACAACCCUGAGAUCACAAACUGCAGCUUUAGGAGAAAUUAAAGAUGUCCAUACCUCUCACAAAACAACUUUAGAAGAAGUCAAAGACGCAGCAACAGCAUUUAAUGAGUCACACAGUGCCCACGGAGCUCUCUUGAGCGAGAUUAAAGAUGCAACUGUCCAAGUCCAUGGCAUGAACGAGAUCUUAAGUACACAUACAGACUUGUUGGAAGAUCUGAAAGAAGACAGUGGAUUAAGACAUGCAGAAGUAAAAAGCAGUGUUGAGGAAUUGAAGAAAAUAGUCGAGGAGAGUUCAAGUAAGCAUGAAGAGAAUCUUCUGAAACAUGGGGAGUUAAUCAAGGAGCAUGAAGAUCUGGUCAAGGAGAAUCAUGAUGGGUUGAAGGGUACGAUUGCCGGACUUACUUUGGGUGGUAUUGUGGGGGCUGUAGUUAUGAAAGCUGUGGAUGGUGAGGAGGAUAAGGUGGAUAAGGUAUCUGAUGUAGUUGAACAGGUUGAAGAAGCGAAGGGAACUGUAAGUCACGGUUUGGAUUUUUCACUAGAUUUCGAUACUAAUAAAAUCCCACAGACCGAUCAAGAUAUGAUUUCUGAGGAGGGAUCACCUGUUUUAGAAUCGGAAGUACAGGUAAAUCUGACACUUCAUUAUUAAAAGACGUGAAGUUACUGAUGUAAAUCCAAUUUCAGGCGGAUGAAGAGUCUGCUCCUGAACUUACAGAAGAGCAAUUGGAAGCCCCCGUAAGUUUGAGUUUCCUCAUUUUUUCUGUAAAAAAUCUUGCUAACAAUUUAAAAGGUCGAAGGCCAAGUUGUGACGGAAGCAGAAGCACAGCUGGAGCCAGAGAUCAUAGUAAGUAUAAGACCAAUCUUGACAUGAGUUAUUUUGACUGCUUCUUGGAAUAAAACAUUUUACUGAUACGGAACCUAGGUUGAAGAGGAGAGGAUCAUCAAUGCCGACGAAGAUUCAUUGAAUCUGGAAAAAGAUGCAGAGGCUAUUCUAACAGAGCCCGAGGUUGCCGUAAGUUCCCGCUUCUAUGAAGAUUUUACGUCUUUGGUAUAUAUCUGACGUGUCUGACAUCUGCCAGGUUGAGACACAGAAAGGUAAUCUUGUUGCGUACUCUGCACCAGUAGAACAGGAAGCGGAGUCAGAAAUUAUUGUAAGAUAUCGAAAUUUCCAUUCCCCAAAAUAAAAAAAUCCCCAAACUGCGAUUGACUAAUUUAAUUUUAGGUCGAGAAAGGAGAACCGAUUGAAGAGCAGACUCCCAUUCAAUCAGAACCUCCCGUACAGGAGGUAGAAGUCAAAGAGCCAAUCCCAACAGAAGAAUUGGAAUUAGCUGUAGGUUUUCCUACACACAGUUGAUAAUUGGCGCAAACUAACUAUUUGUCAUAGACCACGAACACUCAAGACAUAACACUAGCUCUUGAUACCCCCCAAGCUGAAGAGAAUGUACAUGUCCAGAAACUCCUUCCUGAAGAGAUGCCCAGAUCAAUAGAUUCCGAGGUUUUAGUAGGUUUCAACCAAUUCGAUCAUUUUUGCUCAUGCGCCUAAUUUGAUCUUCUAGUCUGAAACUAGCCCAGAAAUGGGUAUCCGAGUGAUAAACGAAGAAGCAGAUGUUGAGGAAAAUGACGAGACUGGAGAUAUCACAGCAGAUACAAUCGAAGAACCAAGUUCUGCCAAAGAAACGUAAGUCAUGCCAAAUGCUUCACCCAACCCAUAAUGCUAAAACCUCUAAAGUUCUGCUGCGGAAGAACUUGAAGUACAUGAACAAGAGCCAAAGUAAGUGCGCACUAAUCUCUGAAUUCUCAAAACAUAUUUGAUGGCGGUUAACCCGAAGACUUGCAUCGAUAGGCCAGAAAAUGAUAUUGUCACGGAAUUUUCCAAGGAUGAGUUGGAACCUGAAGAAAGAAAUGUUGUUGAGGAGAUACCUGGUGAGAAAGAGAUUAUUGCGGUGGAAGGGUAAGUUCAUCUUCUUGUUUUGUUUUGUUUGUGGAUGGUGAGAUGAGGCGGUGAAAAAGAAAUGUGAAAAAUUGGUAGGGAUAAUGAAAAGAGGACUAAUAGGUAAUAACUAUAGGUCUAAGAAAGAGGGAAAUGGAGAGAGCAAGGGAGAUGAAGAACAAGUAGAGAAUCUUGCAGAUGGUGAUGAUUUGUAAGUUUGAAUUCUUUGCCCACUAUGAGCCAAUUUUGAAUUGUCGAUAAUGAUACUGAGUUGCAGGCCAUUUGAUGAAAUAACAGCCGUUGUUGCGGAGGAAGAUAAGUAAGUUAAUGGUCUUACGUUGAUGUUCUGAUAGGGAAUCUUUAUACGAUAUUGAUAUGGUGAAUAGGUCAAGGGAAGAAGUAACCCUAAGUAGUGAGGCGGAAGAAAUACGUCCUGCCGAUGAAGCUAUUCUAGCUGAGGAAGAAAAGUAAGUUUUACAGCAUCUAUGUCAAUUCCAAAACUGACGGCAUGAAAGCUCCACUGGAAACAUUAUCCCUGAAAAACCAAUAGAAGAUUUUUCGAUAAAAUCGGAGGAGACUCAUCCUUUGGGAACAGAUGAAAAGUCAUCAGAGGAAGCUGAUCUACCGAGCCUGGAAGAUAACCCGGCAGAAAUUCUCGUACCAGAAGUCGCAACAGAAAGUCCUUAUAUCAAUAUGGACGAUGUCGAUACCGAGAUACACGUGGUAGGGUCAGGUGGACAAGAAAAAACUCCUAUUGAAAUGGACACAAAGGUUGUGGAAAAGGAAGAUUGCGAGUCUAGCGAUGGGGAUGCGCCUAGUCAGAUUGCGGAGAACUGUAUUGAGCCAUUGCAGGAAGAAAGCAUAUCAAAGCCCGCAGACGAAGCUGAGAAUUCUGUUAAAGAGUUGAAGGAUCAUGACCAAACUUUUGUUGAAAGCGAAGAACUCCCUAGGAAGCUUGAGAAUAUUAAGGAGGAACUUUCAAGCAAUUCUACCGAAGCUAUCGGGUACUUGAAGGAAACAAGCAUAUCAACAGCAACAGGCGAAACUAAGACACCAAUUGCGGAGUUGAACGACCAAGAUUCCAUUCUCGUUGAAAACGGUGGAGUUUCCGUGGACGCUGAUCCCAUUGAAUCUGUUGCCAAAGAUCUAGGAAUCUCGGAAAAUAGGACCUCAUUGGUCAGGGGCGAAGGUUGGGACUUGGAAACGAAUAGCCAGAACUGUAGUAACGAAUCUGUGCCGGCUGAAAUCACAGAACGUGCCGUCGAACAUCUUGAACAGACUUCUGAUCCAGCCAUCAAAACGGAUAUGCACGUACCAGAGUCAAGUGAUCGAGACCAACUUAUUGUUGAGAAUGAGGAAAAGUCUGCGGAAGCUGCAGAGGUCAGCAAGCCUGAUAUCACAGGACUUGAAAGUUUGGAAGAACAACUGCAGCUGCCAGUCGGGGAGAAGGGAGAUUCUGAAAUUUCAACGAAAGAUGCUAUUCAAGAUUCGGUAGCUGAUGAUGAAUUCCCUUUCAGUACGCCUGAAACGAUUGAAGAGACUCAGAAUGUUGUUGAGGGCGAGGAGCUUCAUCAACUAACCGAAAGACAGGCCGCUGAGGUAUUAAAGGAACUCACUUUUGAGGAAAGAUUUCCGCUCGCCAGAAAAGAUGAAAAUGGCGUCGGAACAGCGCCAGACAAAAUAAUUUCUGAGCCAGAAGUCAAAGAUGAGAAGCUCAUGAAUAUACCGGAAUCUUAUGAUGAAACCCAUUUUGCGACUGACGACAAGGAAGAGCCAACAUCAACAGAAGAAAAGGUUAUCGAGAAAAUCAGUGAAGAUUCGGUCCCUGCUAGGGAACCAAUAUCUCAGCAUGUUAUCAAUGAAGAUUCAGAAGAUGUCAGAGCUCGAGAGGAAAUCGCAGCCUUGAACGCGCAGAUAGCAAAAAUCUUAGCCGAGGAAGCCAAGUCAAAGCACAGUGAACCAAUCGUGGAAGAGACCAAUGAAACUAUAGACAAUAAUGCCCCAGCUGAAACCGAGAUAUUCCCAAGAGAGGAACCAAAUGAAUUGGAGAUUGGAAGUCAUUCCGAGGAGUCCACCAACCUUCCAAAUGUACAGAUACCAGUUGAGACCCAGGAAAUCUUUGAAGAACAUCUUGAGGAUGAAUCAGUGCACAGAGAUGCGACCGAACUAGCAGAGGAGGGAAAGAAACCUGUGGCUAGUGAACAACAUUUAAGCGAAGCUCAUCCUGGAGACAACCUUGAUGAGCUUGCUGCAGCAUCAAUUGAAUUAAAGGAAGAUGGUUCUUUCGAGGAACCCGAGACUGAGAUAGUCGAAAACAAAAUUAUUAUACUUACUGAUGGAGUAGCUCGGCACGGGGAAAGUACGCCAGACAUCGAUGAGAGUACCAGCCAAGCACAAUUUGCGGAGGAUGAAAAUCUGCUUGAAGAAAAGUCUCUUGAGAUUUCUACGGGGCUUGAAGAUAUGAUCCCCAAAAGUCGAAAUCUAGCGAAUGAACCUACUAGCGAGGCUAUGAACGACGAAAAUUCACCUCUUGAAGUUGAAUCUCUGUUUGGCGAAGAGCCACAAGAACUGGAGAGCGAAUCUGUAGCUGCCGCAUUUCCCGCCGAAACUGAAACGAAAGAUCCCCGAAGUGUUAAAUCAGGUGAUGGGGGUGAUUCUUCAGCAAAUAUAAAAGAAAAGGAAAGCUUGUUUGUCCAACUCGAACCGGAAAUUGUGACAGGAGCAGACCUACGGGUGGCACAAUUCGACUCAUUACCUGCAAUAUUCGCGCAAGAGCGCGAAUCAAAUGAUUCUGAACCAGAAAGGGUAUUUGAAAAUAGCCCUGUUCAAGAGGCUAGUAAAGAGGAGCCUAAUUCUAAAAUAAAUCCGGCCAUCGAGCGUGGAAAUGAAGACAUGGAGGAUGCAAUUCCGUUUGUGGAGCAUCUAGAGGUCAUCGAAUCUGAACCGAGUCUUGAAGAGAACUUGAGAGAUACCCCAGUCCAGGAAGACGAAGAGAGUGAAAUCGUUGAUGAAUAUUUCGACAAUACAAAAGAGCCAGAGACUGAAGAGUUAAUCCCAGAAAACAUAUCUGAAUGGUUUGAUAGCAGCAAAAAAUUCAAGGACAACCCAGCUGAAGACAGAGCCCAGAAACUGGAGGAUCUAGCGGAAGUUAAAUCACCUGAGCCCGGUCAUGAAGAAAUAUCAACCUCGAAUAGCGGAAUACAGCAUAACAAUGAGCCAAACCGAGAUGAAAUCGUUUCCGAGAUUUCUUCGAGUGAUCCAGUUCAAGAAGAGUGGAUUGCCUUGGAGGAGAAGAAAUAUUGUGUUCCUUUAUCUCUUCCAGUAAAUGAUAAUAUUCAGACUGAAAUACAUCAGAUCUCUGAGGAUGUUCUUCCAGCUGAAAGUCAAGUCGCUCAAAACAGCUCUGUUCCAAUCGAACACAAAGUUGAUUCCAUAGCUGAUUCAACUUCCAGAGAAUCAUUCAUCACUCCUCAAGAUGAGCGUAUUAUUAAAGAGGGUGUUUCUCUUGAGUCAAAGUCAGUUUUGGGUCACCAGGGAACGACUGCUGAAGAAAACAAUGAUCACUCGCCACAUGAAGAUACUUUUCAUGACAAAUUUGUGAGCAAAUUUCUCCUCGGAAGUGAACCACAAGCACAAUUUAGCAUAGAAAACCUUUCCGGUGCAAAAGGAACUCCUCGGGAAGAAACCAUUCCUCUUGAAAAGGAGGUCUUUUCCAGGAAAGAGAAAACUGUGAUAGAGCCAACACAUGACCAAGCUUUUGAAGACAAUCGAAAUCUUUCAGACGAGGUGCCCGUACUUCUGAAGGAUGAUAAGCGAUUUGAAGAUACCAUGUCCUUUAAUUCUCAAGAUGAUGAGCUUGAAGGGGUUAUGGAGACCUAUAGAAAAGAGGAAGAGUUUCCGAGUCGUGAGGGAUCUUUUACCCCAGGAGCUUUCGCUGCUGAUUACAUCGAUGCCGAGCAAUUGGGACAAGUGUUAGAGCCAGAAAAUGUGGAAACUAAGGCAGGGCAGUACCGAACUCAACAGCCCAACUUCGGCAAUCCUGAACCGAUAUCUGCAUCUAAGCAAAAGUAUUCAAGCUACGAAGAAACUCCUCUUAAUGUACGAAUCUUCUCCGAGUAUCAGAAUGACAAUGGGACAUUAGAGCCGGAGCCAAAGCCACUGCCUUCUGACUUUGACCCAAGGGACGAGCAUUUAGCUCAUGGGCCUAGCUUUAGCAGAUCUGUACCUCAACAAAAGUAUUCAGACUUCGAGGAAACUCCUUUUCCUACGCAAACUUCCUUUAGUCGCCAAUAUAACAGCGAGCGAUCAGUGCCAGAACUAGAGCCGCAAACUACCUACAAGAGCCCACCUUAUCAGCAAGCCAAUUCCUCAGAGCUCUAUGCAUCCCAAGAAACUUACGGUGACAACACCAAACUUGCAAAAGGCCCAUCAGUAACACCAAAAUAUGGGACAAAGCACCACGGGGACAUCCCACCAAUUCCAUCAAAAUCCAUGACAAAGAAUUUUUCCACCGAGGCAUUCCCUACAUACGACGAAUCGCGACGAUCUCCAGUGUCUCACGGGCUCAAUCUUGGCUUACCAGUGAGAACUUCAGAAUACGCUGAAACGAUCCGUGAGAGUGCUAAAAGUGAAAAUGAACGUCCAUACCUUACGCAAAAUGAACCGACACGACCCCCGGGGCCUUCACGACUGCCUAUCUCAAGCCAAAGAUCAGCAGAAACAAUUCGCAAAAAUUCCGAAUUAAAAAAACAGCUCAGUUUUUCCAGAUAUGACUCACCACCAACUUCUUCUAAAUCUCCACAAGGAUUCAGCGCUGGUUUUCCAACAAGAAUUCCAAGUUCCAUUGAAAAACCCCGCGGAAAUUACGAGUUUGAAAACCAAGCCCGUCUUUCCAAACGUGAUGAAGGAAAUCCACAAGAAUCUAAAUCCGGUUUAGGAACUACAGAUCCAGUGGCUAUGGAGUCUCAGUUGGAAAGCAUAGAGUCGGCGAAUAGAAGUAAUCUUGGUAAUUUUCGGAGUCUUAUGAAACAGUUUGAGGGUGGGGAGCGAGAGUUGAGUAUGUCUUCUUCGGGGAUGUUUUUGGGUGGGGGGUUGGGAGGUGAAGAGGGGGAGGAGGAGGAGGAGGAAUAGGUUGGGGAAGAGGAGCGGAGGAGCGGAGGAGCGGAGGGAAUACUGGGUAGGUUUGAGAAGUUGGAUGGAGCGGAAUGGAGUGUGGGGAAGAAGGGUACGAGGAUGUGA
Molecule: messenger RNA, 10799 nt
Organism: Sclerotinia trifoliorum
Lineage: Eukaryota; Fungi; Ascomycota; Leotiomycetes; Helotiales; Sclerotiniaceae
Source: the annotation of a GenBank genome assembly